UUUUUGUAUUUUAGACUAAAGCUUUUUGAUUUUGUUUUAAAAACAAUUGAAAAAAUUAAAAGUUUUGUAUAAAAUCCAAGUAUUUUUGUUAAAAAUUAUUAGUUUUACAUAACGCGUUGUAAACGUUGAUUGGUUUUAAUCUAACAAAAUGGCGUUCGUUUUGAAGUUAUCUCUCGCUAUCCUGUCGUGUGCUUUAUUCGUGCAGGCUGAUGUUUCUCAUUUGGGUUACAGCCGCUAUAGCGGUCAACGUGUUCAACCCUUACGUUUACAGCGUUUGGAGUCUAGUCCCACUCCCUAUCCAGCAGCCGGUUAUCGUCCCAAUCGCGAGUUUAGUUUGCCUCGUGAACAGCCUCUUUUCCCUUUGAGCAAUCAACAAGGCAACAGACCUCAACACAACAGCGGUUUUGAUGUUUUAAGUGAGCCCCAACAAAGACCUCAGAGACCCCAAUUGGUGUAUGGUUCCCCCGAACCUCGUUUCCCCCAACAACCACGUUUCCCUCAACAAAGUAGACCACAAAACUCCAAUGGUUUCAAUAACUUUGCUGAACCUCAACAACCUGAAUUUGUGGAACAAACUCAAUUCUCAGGCGGCAACCAACAACCACAAAAUAAUCAAAACAACUUCAACAACUUUGCUGAACCCCAACAACCCCAAAACAAUAACAAUAACAACAACAAUGGUUUCAACAGUGGCUCCGAUGUUUUGUCUGAACCCCAACAACCUCAACAACGUCCUGAAUUACUCUAUGGAGCUCCUAAUGUUCAAGAACAACAAGAUGUUCAAUCUGGCUCUGAUGUUUUGUCGGAACCCCAACAACGUCCUCAAUACAACUACAAUGCUCCUUCUGCCCGUCUAAGGCAACUUUUGGUAGCUCGCUUGCAACAGGCUGCCCGUUUGGAACAACAACUUCAACAACAAGGCUACAGACCAUCACAAUCUCAAGCUCAAUCUCAACAACAAUUCGCCAACUCUCUGCCAGCUUUAUACUCUGCUCCUCGUCAACAACAAACUCAAGAAGAAAGCCAAGCUCAAGCUGAAUCACAGCAAAAACCUGCUCGUCUAACCGACAACCGUGAGGAAAGAGAAGAAGAAGAUGCCAAGACCUCUGAAACUGUUGUGGACAUUGAAACCACCACCAAAGGUGAUGGCAAGAAAUCUGCCAAUCAAACUGCUGCCACUCCCGCUUUAGCCGCCACUGGUCUCUACUAUCCCGCUGCUGCUUUUAGUUAUGUACAACCUUUCAGUGCCGCCUAUGUUGCCGCUGCCAAUUACCAAACCGUGCAACCUUUCCAAGCUGCCUAUACUGUCGGUUCACCCUUCUUGCCACAACAAUAUGCUUUGGCUAGCGCCGCCGCUCCUGCUCAAUUGCAAGCUUGGUAAUUUAUGCAUAAAAGUUUUCAUAAUUUUAAGAGUUAUUUUUUUCGACCUACACAAACAUUUACUCUCAAACUAUUAUUGGUCCAUUAGCCGGCCCUCACAAUUUCGAAAUUAUUUUUAUUCCAAUCGCGAUCCUCAUCUUCAUUAAAACCUAUUCAUCGUUGUUAUUUAAUAAAAAUUUAAAUAUUAUUUUUGAAAAUUUUUAAAA
Molecule: messenger RNA, 1586 nt
Organism: Lucilia cuprina (Australian sheep blowfly)
Lineage: Eukaryota; Metazoa; Arthropoda; Insecta; Diptera; Calliphoridae
Exons: 1
Coding region: 149-1381 (410 amino acids)
Source: RefSeq, a predicted model, not a curated record